This is a messenger RNA of Lytechinus pictus (painted urchin), 1472 nucleotides long. Its product is annotated as peptidoglycan-recognition protein SC2-like. The transcript is spliced from 7 exons. Gene Ontology annotation, molecular function: peptidoglycan immune receptor activity; N-acetylmuramoyl-L-alanine amidase activity; peptidoglycan binding. Gene Ontology annotation, biological process: detection of bacterium; peptidoglycan catabolic process; defense response to Gram-positive bacterium. The coding region runs from base 133 to 843 and encodes 236 amino acids. NCBI's taxonomy places the organism in Eukaryota, Metazoa, Echinodermata, Echinoidea, Temnopleuroida, Toxopneustidae. The record is from RefSeq and is a predicted model, not a curated record.
AAAUUAUCGUGGGAGUAUUGAACAAACAUAAAACAUGCUCGAUAUAAGGGAAAAAGAGAAGAAUGGGGACACGAAUGCAGCUUUUGUGUUUAAUCUCUUGUGUAUUCCUGUUAGCUAGCUCAUAUUAGUUGAAUGAAUGAUACACGGCAUAUUGUGACUGAUAUCGGCGAAAUUAUGUGGAAGUGUAAUUUAACAGUAGUUCUUAUUCUUGUCGUCUGCAAGGCAAUCUGUGAUGGAAGGAAGGAUAUUCAGAAUGAUCACAAACACUGGAAGGCAGAUAUCGACGGUGGGAGAUUGAUGAAUUCGGUUGUCAAGGCGUGUCCAAGGGUUGUAACCCGUGAAGAGUGGGGUGCUCGACCUGCCAAGGAUAGGUCAGACAUGGCAACUCCGGUUCCCUUUGUGAUAUUACAUCACACCGAUAUGCCAGAAUGUUUUACCUUUGACGACUGCUGUAAGAUGAUGCGAUCCAUACAGGAUUUCCACAUGGACGUCAGGGGAUGGAACGACAUCGCAUAUUCCUUCCUGGUCGGCGAAGACGGUUUGGUAUACAGAGGUCGAGGAUGGGACACCGUGGGUAGUCAUGCACCCUGGUAUAACUUCAGAUCAUUAGGCAUAUCUAUCAUGGGUAAUUUUACAACGAAGCUUCCGAACCAGAAGGCAAUAGAAGCUGUCGAUGAAAUCAUUAACUGUGCCAUUGUAAACAAUAAACUCAAGUCUGACUACAUUCUCUAUGGUCAUCGUCAAGCUACUCCAAACAGGACCUGCCCAGGCCAGGCUCUGUUUGACAUGAUCCAAACUUGGCCUCACUGGAAACCCGGAAACCACUUUCCACCAAAGCAGUGACAAAAAAAAAAUACAACUUCUUACUAGGCUUAAGGUCAUCGCGUUCACUUCCGAAACGAGGAUAGGAUUUUUUUAUUAUUUUAUCUAGAAACUUAAUGCUUCAUGACAGUAUGCCUGAAUAUGUUGUUUUUACUCAUAUAUAUUAAUUUCAUUUUCAAUAAGAAAAUUAUAAAUAAAACCAUCCUACGCAUACAUCGGAAAUCAUUUGAAAUGUUUAGUUUUAAACACUUUAAAAAAUAUAUGAAUGAUGAGCUCCACAUCAUUGAUGUGCUAGUAUUAUUAUCUAGAAUAUUUAGUGCAAAAGGAGUUUACAAAAAAAAUCGACAGUGAUUUAUAUAGCGCUUUUUCUAUUUGUUUUAGCUCCAUGGUGCUUAAAAUUCCAUUCAAGGAAAAUAUAUAAAUAGGUCUUCUUUUUAGUAAAAAAACAAAAGCCUCUUGGAAAAAUAACAAUAGCUGCCCCAAAUAAAACCAACAACUUUCGGUUUUCAAUGCACUAUUCAAAACGAAAAUUACUGAAAUGUCUAUUUGAUAUUGCUAUAUAAUGAAUGAGGUUUUGUAUGAAGUGUUGCUAUAUUACGCAUAUAAUACGAGUUGAUGAAUACAUUUAAUUGUUUUAAUCUUUCAGUAAA